AAGUUAUGGAUCCCAGCCUCCUGCAUGUGGCACUAAAUGAUGGUCACUUCAUCCCUGCUCUGGGGUUUGGAACAGCUGUGCCUGACAAGACUUCAUUAGCAAUAGACCUACCAAAAAGAGAAAUUGGAAAUGACUGCUAAGCACAUGUUGUUAUGAAAGCAGUGGUGAAAUGGUGCAUGUACCACUCAACAAAACAAGAUGCUUUCUCUGAGUUCUCGUAUUUGCAAAUCCUGUUUGAGGUUCCUAAGAGUGAACUUAUCAAGGCCACCAAAAUAGCUAUAGAUGCUGGGUUUCGCCAUUUUGAUUGUGCUUAUUGCUACCAAGUAGAAGAGGAAGUAGGGAUGGUCAUCAGAAGCAAGAUUGCAGAUGGCAUUGUGAAGAGAGAAGACAUAUUCUAUACUACAAAGCUAUGGUCCACUUUCCAUCGACCUGAAUUGGUCCAAUCAGCUCUGAAACAUUCACUGAAGAAACUUCAAUUUGACUAUGUUGAUCUCUUUUUGAUCCAUUUUCCAAUGCCUUUGCAGCCUGGAGAUGAACUACUUCCAAGAGAUAAACAUGGAAAAUUGUUGUUUGAAGCAGUGGAUCUCUGUGACACAUGGGAGGCCAUGGAGAAGUGUAAGGACGCAGGAUUAACCAAGUCCAUUGGGGUGUCCAACUUCAACCGCAGGCAGCUGGAGAUGAUCCUGAACAAGCCAGGGCUCAAGUACAAGCCUGUGUGCAACCAGGUAGAAUGCCAUCCUUAUCUCAACCAGGGCAAACUGCUGGAUUACUGCAAGUCAAAAGACAUUGUGCUGGUUGCUUAUUGCACUCUGGGAAGUUCACGAGAUAAAGUAUGGGUGGACCAGAGCUCUCCAGUUCUCUUGGAUGAUCCAGUUCUUUGUGCCAUGGCGAAAAAGUACAAGCGAAGUCCAGCUGCGAUUGCCCUUCGCUACCAGAUUCAGCGUGGGGUUGUGGUCCUGGCCAAGAGUUUUAGUGAAGGGAGGAUCAAAGAAAACAUGCAGGUGUUUGAUUUCCAGUUGACUUCAGAGGACAUGAAAGUCCUAGAUGGACUGAACAGAAAUCUAAGAUAUAAUUCUGCAGAUUAUUUUGGUGGACACCCAAACCAUCCAUUUUCUGAUGACUAUUAACACGGAGGCCUUUGUCACAGUUCCUACCUGAAGUCCUGCUUAUGCAUUCUGAUAAGGGGAUGUCUUGAAUGCUGGUGUUUGGACACAUCACUUCUCACCAGACCACUGUUUGCCAGUUCAGUCAUCUGUACAUAAAUAAGUUCAUAGGCCUUCAAGGGAAAUUAUAGUUUUGUCACAUUCUGGAAAUCAAUAUAAAACUUGCCAUGCAUGGUGGCUCAUGCCUGUAGUCCCAGCACUUGGGAGGCAGAGGCAGGCGUAUCUCUGUGAGUUCAAGGCCAGCCUGGUCUACAUAGUGAGUUCCAGGACAGCUGGGAGCUACAGGGAGACCCUGUUUCAAAAAGGUAAAAAAAAAAUUGUUUACUCUAAAGAUUCUUACCUAUUACUAGCUUUUUGACUUCAGUGUUUUGUUCCCUCCUGAUUCUUUAGGACACAAAUCUGAUUUGUCUAAAAGUCUUGGGCAGGAGGUAGGAGAUGAAGACAGUCAUUUAACACAAGUUUUUUUAGGUAGGAAUGGGAAGAGUUUUCAUCAUUUAGGGAAUUAAUAGUGAGAAGACAUUUAUCAGUGUUCCUCAAACCCUUUAAGGAAGAAGAAAGCACACAGCAAUUAUUUCAUGCUUCUUAGUCUAGAAGGCGAGGCAUAUGUGGGAGGGUGGUCAACAGUAGCAGGACAUCCUGUACCAGUUCAAGGAUUAGAGCUCCUGGAAACUGGAGAGUAAGUUCUUGUGGGAAGGUUGGGAAGGAAGUGAGAAGGGAACCAGCUUAAACGAAUCGUGGUGACUCAGAUGUGGGAAAAUUGAGGAGGGGAGAGCCAAACACGUUUCUGCUUGAGAAAUACUAUUGUCUUUUAAAAUCAUUAUAUAUUACAGAUAGAGAACUCUCUCAUAUUUUACCCAAUAUGGAAAGUUAGACAAUAUAUGCGUUUUCAAUGCAUGCUUUAUUGGGGCUAUAGUGGGGCAACAACAGCCACCACUUCCAAUGAAUAUACAGUCCAUAUUCACCAUUUUUUAUACUUAAAAAUAAAUUUGUGAAAAUUGA
Nannospalax galili (Upper Galilee mountains blind mole rat) is the source of this 2162-nucleotide messenger RNA. Its product is annotated as 3-alpha-hydroxysteroid dehydrogenase. Gene Ontology annotation, cellular component: cytosol. The record is from RefSeq and is a predicted model, not a curated record. The transcript is spliced from 10 exons. NCBI's taxonomy places the organism in Eukaryota, Metazoa, Chordata, Mammalia, Rodentia, Spalacidae. Gene Ontology annotation, biological process: doxorubicin metabolic process; progesterone metabolic process; prostaglandin metabolic process. The coding region runs from base 153 to 1127 and encodes 324 amino acids. Gene Ontology annotation, molecular function: aldose reductase (NADPH) activity; androsterone dehydrogenase [NAD(P)+] activity; ketosteroid monooxygenase activity.